Messenger RNA from Thlaspi arvense, 3291 nucleotides. NCBI's taxonomy places the organism in Eukaryota, Viridiplantae, Streptophyta, Magnoliopsida, Brassicales, Brassicaceae. The record is from the annotation of a GenBank genome assembly.
AUGUAUGCAACAACAAUAAACGAGAAGAAAGAGACAGAGAGAAAAAAAAGUGAAACUCAAAAGUCCAACGUCGCCUUCAUCAUCAACCUCAUAGCUCCGUCGCAGCCACCAUUACCACCACCGUCGCCGGAUGCAGUUUCAAUCUCUUUCCCCCCGGCCAGAGAGUUCCCCAUGGGAGAGAGUGUGAAGACCUCACAUGUUAUUGCUCUUGAUGUUCUUGUACUGCAAUGGUUUAGUGUAAACCCUAAGCAAUCAGAAGCAAAGCCCUUACACAUGCUUCUUGUCUCCUCAAGAGAUUCGAUGGCGAAAGAACCAAUUCAUUUUCCUUUCAGCUAUUUCUUCAUCAUAAAGUGGCAAUCUUUCGAUUGUAGCAGCAAACAGUUGAAUCUUUUCUUCUUGUUAUUGUUCUUUUGUUGUUCAUGGGUCUCCAUGGCCCAACCCACUAUUUCUCUUUCAUCAGACGGCCAAGCUCUUCUCUCUCUCAAGAGACAAUCACCACCGUCCUCUUCUUCAUCACUCUUCUCCUCAUGGGACCCACAAGACCAGACACCAUGUUCAUGGUAUGGCAUUACAUGUUCUGCAGACAACAGAGUGAUUUCUGUCUCUAUCCCCGACACUUUCCUUAACCUGUCUUCAAUCCCAGACCUCUCUUCUCUCUCCUCGCUUCAGUUCCUAAACCUCUCAUCCACAAACCUCUCUGGCAUAAUCCCUCCUUCUUUUGGGAAACUCACCCACCUCAGGCUUCUCGACCUUUCUUCAAACGCUCUCUCUGGUCCAAUCCCAUCAGAGCUUGGCCGCCUCUCUUCCCUCCAGUUUCUCAUUUUGAAUGCCAACAAGCUCUCUGGCUCAAUCCCUUCACAGAUUUCAAAUCUAUUAUCCUUGCAAGUUCUUUGUCUUCAGGACAAUCUGUUGAAUGGUUCGAUUCCUUCAAGUUUAGGCUCUUUGGUCUCUCUUCAGCAGUUCAGGCUUGGUGGUAACCCUAAUCUCGGAGGACCUAUCCCUGCACAGCUAGGGUUUCUGACGAAUUUGACAACUUUAGGGUUUGCAGCCAGUGGUUUGUCAGGUCAAAUCCCUUCCACAUUUGGGAACUUGGUAAAUUUGCAAACUUUGGCUCUGUAUGACACUGAGAUCUCUGGUACUAUCCCACCUCAACUGGGUCUGUGCUCAGAGCUCAGGAACUUGUAUCUGCACAUGAACAAGCUCACUGGAUCCAUCCCAAAGGAACUGGGUAAGCUCCAGAAGAUCACUAGCUUGCUCCUAUGGGGGAAUUCUUUAUCUGGGGUCAUCCCACCUGAGAUUUCCAAUUGUUCUUCCCUCGUGGUGUUUGAUGUUUCGGCCAACGAUCUAUCCGGUGAGAUUCCUGGAGAUUUGGGGAAGCUUGUUUGGUUGGAGCAGCUUCAGUUGUCUGAUAAUAUGUUCACGGGUCAGAUUCCUUGGGAACUAAGCAACUGUUCCAGUCUCAUUGCUCUACAGCUGGACAAGAACAAAUUAUCAGGUUCCAUACCCUCCCAAAUCGGAAACCUGAGGUCUCUGCAGAGCUUUUUCUUGUGGGAGAACUCUGUUUCAGGAACAAUUCCGUCUUCUUUUGGCAACUGCACGGACCUAAUCGCCCUGGACCUCUCAAGGAACAAGCUCACAGGCAGAAUCCCAGAAGAGCUCUUCAGUUUAAAGAGGCUCAGUAAACUUCUCCUUCUCGGAAACUCCUUAUCCGGUGGACUACCAAAGAGCGUAGCGAAAUGCCAAUCGCUUGUGAGGCUAAGACUCGGUGAGAACCAACUUUCAGGUCAGGUCCCUAAAGAGAUUGGCGAGUUACAGAACCUGGUGUUUCUUGAUCUCUACAUGAACCAUUUCUCUGGUGGCCUUCCUUACGAGAUCUCUAACAUCACUGUGCUUGAGCUCUUAGAUGUGCACAACAACUACAUCACCGGAGAUAUCCCUGCUCAGCUAGGGAACCUAGUGAAUCUUGAGCAGCUUGAUCUUAGCAGAAACAGCUUCACCGGAAACAUAUCUCUGAGUUUCGGCAACUUCAGUUACUUGAACAAGCUGAUCCUCAACAACAAUCUCCUCACUGGCCAAAUCCCUAAGUCAAUCAAGAAUCUGCAGAAGCUUACACUGCUUGAUCUAAGCUUCAACAGCUUAUCAGGCGAAAUCCCACAGGAACUCGGCCAAGUCACGAGCUUGACUAUAAAUCUGGAUUUGAGCUACAAUGCCUUCACGGGAGACAUCCCUGAAACCUUCUCAGGCCUCACGCAGCUGCAAUCGCUCGAUCUCUCACGCAAUAUGCUUCACGGUGACAUCAAAGUCCUCGGUUCACUCACGAGCUUAGCUACUCUCAACAUCUCCUGCAACAACUUCUCUGGUCCUAUCCCAGCUACACCGUUCUUCAAAACGAUCUCCGCAAGUUCUUAUCUCCAGAACACAAAUCUCUGUCACUCAAUCGACGGCAUCACUUGCUCAUCACGCACUGGUCCCAAAAACGGAGUCAGAUCCCCAAAGAUCGUAGCUUUAAUCGCUGUGAUCCUCGCUUCAAUCACCAUCGCCAUCCUCGCCGCUUGGCUUCUCGUCUUACGCAACAAUCACCGCUACGCAACUCAGAAAUCAGCGAUGAUGUCUUCUUCUUCUCAAUCAACAGCAGAGGAUUUCUCGUACCCAUGGACAUUCAUCCCGUUUCAGAAACUUGGAAUUAGUGUCAACAACAUCGUGAAUUGCCUAAUCGACGAGAACGUGGUCGGAAAAGGCUGUUCGGGAAUCGUCUACAGAGCGGAAAUGCCGAACGGAGAGACCAUUGCGGUGAAGAAGCUCUGGAGAACUAAAGAUAACGACGGAGGGGGAGGAGAACACACGGCGAUCGAUUCUUUCUCGGCGGAGAUCCAGAUCUUGGGUAACAUCAGGCACAGGAACAUCGUGAAGCUUUUGGAAUACGGAUACACGAUGAACAUAACAGAGAAGAGUGACGUGUACAGCUACGGCGUCGUUUUGCUAGAGAUUCUGAGUGGCCGGAGCGCCGUGGAGCCACAGAUCGGCGACGGGCUUCACAUAGUGGAAUGGGUGAAGAAGAAGAUGGGAAGCUUCGAACCAGCUUUAUCUGUGCUUGACGUGAAACUCCAAGGGUUACCAGAUCAGAUUGUUCAAGAAAUGCUUCAGACACUUGGGAUCGCGAUGUUCUGUGUGAAUCCGUCACCUGUGGAGAGACCGACGAUGAAGGAAGUUGUGGCUUUGUUAAUGGAGGUUAAAUGUAGUCCCGAGGAAUGGGGAAAAACAUCGCAGCCUCUUAUAAAGCCUUCUUCAUAA